Patiria miniata (bat star) is the source of this 4151-nucleotide messenger RNA. RefSeq lists its product as uncharacterized. The transcript has 3 exons. Gene Ontology annotation, molecular function: protein binding. The coding region runs from base 331 to 1752 and encodes 473 amino acids. NCBI's taxonomy places the organism in Eukaryota, Metazoa, Echinodermata, Asteroidea, Valvatida, Asterinidae. The record is from RefSeq and is a predicted model, not a curated record.
AGUUUCUAUUUUUAGCUCACAGGCGUCACUUGCAUAGUCUGGUCCCUAUACUGGUGGAACGUUUAGCGUGGCAAUGAUCGAGCUCUCGUAUGGGAACAAGACAAAUGUAGUGCGGCGAUGUUUCCGCGACAUUUCCCACACACACACGCAUCGCCCUUUCUUUUGAUUUACGGUGAUCGAUGGUAAGUUUUGAGCAGCCGAAAUAAAGGAAUGGAGCAUUAUUCAGGAGUACAGCAUUGAGGAAGAACACUUAAAAAUCCACCCAAUGUGAUCAGCUACUGAUUGGACCGUUAUUCCACCAGCAAGGGCUAAUUAAACCAGGCGACAAUCAUGUCCACUCGUGACAGGCAUGUCAACUGCCCAGCCAGCCUGGGCGCCAGACUAGCCCUGGAGUUCAACAACCAAGACUUCAGUGACGUCAAGCUAGUUGUCGGGAAGAAGACGUUCUACACCCACCGCAUGCUCCUAGCCAAUCAGAGCGAGAUGUUCCGGAUCAUGUUCAAAGGCUCCCAGUGGCUGGAGGCCACCCAGGAAGAGAUCGACUUGACGGAGCUUAGGGAGUGCGAAGCAGUGUUCCACGAUUUCCUCCAGUUCUUCUACUCAGCGAGAAUACACCUCACCACGGAUAACAUUGUUGCAGUGAGAAUACUUGCCGAUAAGUACCAGCAUAUCCAGCUCAUCAGGGAGUGCGAUCGCUUCAUCCAGCAGAUCAUUGUCCAUGAUGAGAUUGACGUCCUUGUCGGCUGGCUGGUCAACAUGGUCAAUCUAGGGGACAAAUUGGAGCAGCGAUGCCUGAGUAAGCUGCAGCUGGACUACACCAAGCUGAUGACCUCAGAGAGCUCCCGUAAUCUCCUGACCCUGGACCUCCUGAUGAAGAUCGUGGACAGCCCCUACAUUCUGGUCCGCAACGAGCUCAUGCUGUUCAAGCUCUUGGCCGGGUGGAUCAUGGAGCGACGGCACCAGUCAAGCCAGAAGAGCGCCCUCACCAAACUGUUGCCAUUCAUCCGCUUUGAGCACAUGACCAUCGAACAGCUGGGCGCAGUGGAGAGCUCACACCUCGGGGUCAAAUACCCAGACGUCAUCAUGAAGCACAUGUUUGAGGCCUACAAGAUCCGGGCCCAGCUGGCCGUCAAGGACAAAGAGAAGGAAAAAGCCAAGAAAAAGGACAAAGACAAGGACAAGGAUGCGGAGGGGGAAAAGAUGGAAGUUGAGAAGCCUGCCAAGUUUGUAUGGCCCACAGUCCAGCUGCGCCUGUACACGGAUUCACCCUGGGGUAGUGGCUACACCAAGCCCAUCGAUACUUUCCUGAGCACAGAGUACGACAUUGGCAACUUCAGCUGCCCAGUCAUGGACAUGGCAGUCAAGUCCGGCAAGGUCACACAGGAACCAGACACCUGGAUUAUAAACUACAAGCGGGAAGUCAAAACCUACAUAGAAUCCGAAGACCAAGUCAUCAGUAAGGUCUUGGUCUCUCAUGACUUCACCUGCAAGUACAAGAUCACUCCGGACCAGAUCCGCAACUACGAACUGGUGAUCCUUACAGGGUACGUGCCAACAGACGAGGCAGAGGACCAAGAAACGGCCUUCACCACCCUCACUGCCAAGAAACACUUGGGCACCAUCAAGCCCAUUGCCCUCAAGACCCAUUCACGUCGGCGAAUCAAAUUCACCGAGAUCCUCAAGCCGGCGCUACUGGGAGGCUGUGAGUAUGUGUUCUCGGUCGGUGUGUAUUUUAAAGAAAACAAAACCUGACUGUCUGAGAAACAUUUGUAAAAACAAAGAUUGUUAAGGACGUACAGUUAAGAGUUAAACAGGCCACUAAAUGAAUCACCCAAAAAGGAUUGUGAAUUUUGCGUCUCUUUUUUUUUUUUGAGGGGGGGUUGUUUGCUCUUUGUAACCCCACCCCUAUCCCCAUAUUAAACAAUGUAAUCUAGAAAAUGUAUGUCCAUGUCUGCAAGAUUGUAUAAUUAUCAAGCUUGCCACUUGUUAAAAUCGUCGCAUCAGUGCAUCAAGGUCGUAACUCGAUUCUGCAAUAAAGUCGUAUCUCGCGCGAUUACGCUCCGUGCAACAAGGUUGUAUCUCGUGAUACAAUCGCAAAGUCCAUUGACUUUGUGUGUACAUCCGUGUUAUUUUUUAGCAAGAUACAACCUACUUUUGACAUGGAAACUUGUGUUUCGCAUACAUUAGGUUACACGCAAUUUUAGGAGAUACAACCUUGAUGCACGGACACGAUAAAAUGACAUAAAGACAUUCUUAAAUAGUUGGCGUUGACAUUUUUGGAAUUUUUAAACAACUUUAUACAGAAUAAAUUUCAUUAAUUGUUGAUUUUUUUUCUCAAUGAUAUUGUGGAUGAUACAUUUUAAAUUUUAUAAGAAUUCUGUUGAAUGAAGAAACCAGUUUUUGCGAAUGCCCUCAUUUUGAUAAAAAAAUUUGAAGAUUGAAAAUUACCCUUUCAGAAACAAUGAACAUUUCUAGUUUUAGAGCACACAUCAUCAUGACACAAUUUGCAUUAUUCAUCAUUUCAUAACGGAUACUUGUAGGCCCUCAAAUGUUAAUUUAAAAAUAAAAGUUCAAGAUUAAUGGGUACAUGACUUUUAAAAAAUGGUGCAUUGCAGCGACUAGUUGAAAUGUUUCAAAAUAUUUUUGUAACAAAAUAGAGUACAAUUAUGAAUCACUCUGCCAGGUUUUUUAGUUAAUUGAGUAGUAAAUGAAAAGUUGCUGUCCUACAUUGACUUACCUUUCCAAUAAUGAAGCAAAUAAAUCAACCUGAUAAGUAGCUCGUUCCGCCACUUUUAUUUAUUUGUGCUAAAUGUACUUUAACUUCUAACAAACUUAAAACCCCUUUCGUGAUAUAUUAACUUUUCUUUGUUAAACUCCUUUAUUAAGAUGGAGUAGGGACAUUGAUGCGGAUUUUAAUUGAUGUAUUUUAGUCAAAUCAGAGUAUUUUUUUUAGUUUGCAUACUGCAUACCAUCAAAGCAGGCCACUUUUGUUAACAAGGAAUGCUGAAAUGCCAUUUUAAGAUGCCAAUGCUAAACAAACAUUCAUCACUUCGUACUGUAAACAUUGUAAAUAUUUUUUGUGACCAGUGUAUUUUUGCUGCUGUUUUGCUUCAGAGUUAUGACCUUUUAAAAUAAUUUUUAUACCACAGUUACCCAAUUAUGAAAAGAUGUUGCUUCAACUUGCUUGGCUGUUUUUACUUCAAAACUUGUAUCGUCUUUUACUGUGACAUUUCUGUAAAUAGUUUUAUUGACAAAGAAAUUAAGGUUCUGUAACUCAUUCAAUAUGAUGGGAGAUAGUUGAGGGAUUUGAAUUUUGGGAUUGGAUGCCCGUGUUUUACUUCAAUAGGGUACCUGGUUCCCCGUACUACCCGUAAAUGCUUACUUUUAACAUGACCGUAACACAUUUUAACUGCAGAAGACUUUGCCACAGAUUUGUUCUGACAUAAAAUGCACUUCUCUAUUUUAUAUCAAUGUGUAGAGUUUGAACUGGCAUAUAUUUGUCCUCCCAAAUUUCCCUAAAUUCUUAACGAAUAGAUAUUUGCAUGCCAUGCUUUCUUAGCUUUUAGACCAGUUGUUUUUUCAUAUAGGUACUUUUAAAAUUGUUAAUCGUGUCCAUUUCAUAGUUUAUCAGAAGGGGUACAAUGUUUAUGUACAUGCCUUUUAUAAUGCACGACAGGACAAAUCAGCAAAAGACUUUUUACAAUAUAAUAUUGCUGUAGUUUUAUUAAAAUUAUGAGUCACGCAAACAUUACAGAUGAACUAAUUGAAUUCUGACCAUGCCAUCAGGUGAAUACCUACAUAAAGACACCAAUUAUGUUUGCUAACUGUAGAUUCUGUGUAAAAUUUAAGUGUACAAAAAACAUUUUGUACUCCUCUAAGCAAUGGAUUUUGGCUUAUACAUGGCUUCAUUACACUCACAGGGUUUAGAGUUUAUGUAUAUGUAUGUGCUAGCACAGUUAGUACUGAAUGGCGAUGACAAGCGCACCAUGCUGUUGCAAUGAUACAUUUGAGCUAAGUGAUAACGAAACGUAAACAAGAAACGAGUAUUCCACUGAUAAGCCACUCUUCACCCGACUUAUUUUCAUAAUAGGUCAUAUGAAAUGAAUAUCAAAGAUGGGUGUAAAUAAAUGAAUGUGUUCCCCUUUUUACAA